This is a messenger RNA of Rhincodon typus (whale shark), 1594 nucleotides long. It is a transcript of the gene eif4a3, whose product is annotated as eukaryotic translation initiation factor 4A3. NCBI's taxonomy places the organism in Eukaryota, Metazoa, Chordata, Chondrichthyes, Orectolobiformes, Rhincodontidae. Bases 83 to 1294 code for a protein of 403 amino acids. Gene Ontology annotation, cellular component: catalytic step 2 spliceosome; nucleolus. The transcript has 12 exons. Gene Ontology annotation, molecular function: ATP binding; RNA helicase activity; mRNA binding. The record is from RefSeq and is a predicted model, not a curated record.
ACGAAGAUUGGCGGCGUUCACGCAUGCGUGUUGUCGGACGCUCUCGGAGUUUGACGGUGUUCGUGUGGCCAGAGACCGGAUCAUGGCGAGCUCGGGGAGGAAGCGUAUCCUGAAAGAGGAAGAUAUCUCCAAGGUGGAGUUUGAGACAAGCGAGGAGGUGGAUGUCACCCCUACCUUUGACACGAUGGGCUUGCGGGAGGACUUACUGCGGGGUAUCUACGCGUACGGCUUUGAAAAACCAUCAGCAAUUCAGCAAAGGGCCAUCAAGCAAAUAAUCAAAGGGAGAGACGUCAUUGCUCAAUCCCAGUCUGGUACAGGGAAGACUGCCACAUUCUGUGUGUCAGUGUUACAGUGCUUGGACAUUCAGGUUCGUGAGACCCAAGCUUUAAUAUUGGCACCAACUCGGGAACUUGCAGGGCAGAUACAGAAGGUACUGCUUGCUCUUGGCGACUAUAUGAACGUACAAUGCCACGCUUGUAUUGGAGGUACCAAUGUUGGAGAAGACAUCCGGAAGUUGGACUAUGGACAGCAUGUAGUUGCUGGUACUCCAGGGCGUGUAUUUGAUAUGAUCCGAAGACGAAGUUUGAGGACACGUGCCAUCAAAAUGUUGGUUCUUGAUGAAGCAGAUGAGAUGUUGAACAAAGGUUUUAAGGAGCAGAUCUAUGAUGUGUACAGAUAUUUACCCCCAGCCACACAAGUAAUUCUGAUCAGUGCAACACUGCCUCAUGAAAUCUUGGAAAUGACCAACAAGUUCAUGACUGAUCCAAUCCGAAUCCUUGUCAAACGUGAUGAGUUGACCUUGGAAGGAAUCAAACAGUUCUUUGUAGCAGUUGAAAGGGAGGAGUGGAAGUUCGACACAUUGUGUGACUUGUACGACACACUGACCAUUACUCAAGCUGUUAUUUUCUGCAAUACAAAACGGAAGGUGGACUGGCUCACUGAAAAAAUGAGAGAGGCUAAUUUCACAGUGUCAUCAAUGCAUGGUGACAUGCCACAAAAGGAGAGAGAGUCCAUCAUGAAGGAAUUCCGUUCUGGUGCAAGUCGAGUGCUCAUUUCUACAGAUGUUUGGGCACGAGGAUUGGACGUCCCUCAGGUCUCCCUAAUCAUAAACUACGAUUUACCAAAUAACAGAGAGUUGUAUAUCCACAGGAUUGGUCGAUCGGGUCGAUAUGGCCGAAAAGGUGUGGCUAUCAACUUUGUUAAGAAUGAUGACAUUCGUAUACUGCGAGAUAUUGAACAAUAUUACUCUACACAGAUUGAUGAAAUGCCAAUGAACGUUGCUGACCUUAUUUGAAGGAAGGGAAAGACUGGAAGACCUGGAUGGGCCGUGGAUUGCAUUUCUUCAGUGCAAAACAAAACACUUCACAUUAUAUAAGGACCUUGUUUGUGCUGCAUCUAGCUUUGACAAUUCUGGAUUUUACUUUCAGUACCUUGUGGUUUUGAAAACCAAUGCCAUUACUUUUUUUUUGUAAAACAGGGGAUUAUUAGUUUGUUUUUGCAACUAUUAAAUACAGAAUUUUAAACUCAUCUGUAAUUUUAGUGAAAUACUAUGUAUGGAUACCAUUUAUCUUCAUUAAAGUUUGAUAUUAAUGUC